Molecule: messenger RNA, 7911 nt
Organism: Zeugodacus cucurbitae (melon fly)
Lineage: Eukaryota; Metazoa; Arthropoda; Insecta; Diptera; Tephritidae
Product: patj homolog
Exons: 3
Coding region: 2010-4610 (866 amino acids)
Molecular function (GO): protein binding
Source: RefSeq, a predicted model, not a curated record
UUUACUAUUAUUUGAUAAUAUUUCAAAUAUUUAAAAACACAAUUUUGAAAUCGCUACAAAUUGCGGUUUUUAGCCAUCAUCCAACAGCAGCCAACUUCAAAUGUAAAUAUUGUCUGGUGCACAACAAAAAAAUAUACACUUGAGAGAGAGAGAGCGAGCGAGAGAACGGCCACAGCUCCAAAUGGAGUUUGCGCAAACAUGGACUCUGCUGCUGCCUUUUUAGCCUUAACGAUGGUUGUUGGGAGAGCGCAGUCAAACGACCAACAGGAACACAACACAACAAAACCGUUAUAAUGCUGGCGCACAGUGCGUAUGUGGAACACAAGAGCGUGACAGCGCCUAUCAGUCAGCCAACUGUGGCGAGCGCCAUUUCAAUCGGCCGAGAAGACUCGUAGCGUGAAGGUGCUGCUGGUGAAAUCGCGCGCGUAUUCAGCACCCACCAAAAUAAGCAUAGAAAGACAAGGGGAAUUCUUUUUAUUAGAUUUCUUGCUUUGAAAAUAUGUAUUAACAACGGGUAGUACUCUAGUGACUUGUGGCUAACGAAGUGAGCGAUUGCAUUGAGAAAUUAGUGUGUGUGAAUAAUUACAUAAAUAAAAUAAAAAAGUGGCAAGGCAAAAAGUGUAAAUUAUUUUAGAAGAAGAAAGAAAGGAAAUCUUCAAGUGUUGAAGUGGAAAUGCGUACACAGUGUGCCAAGUGAAAAAUGGCUUUUGUGAAAAUCAGUCGCACGCGAGGUAAUGCCAUUUACCGCAACAGCGUUCGGAGCAAGAUCCUCCAAAGAUGUCAACGCGAACAUUUGUGCAAAUGAGUUAAAGUGCCGCAAUUUGGUGUUUGCCCCUUAUAAAUACUUAUAUAAAAGCUCGUACUUCGCACUCGUAACGUAAUUGUGUAAAGUCAUUGUCGCAGAGGCGCCCGUUGUCCCAGUUCGGUUGGUGCGGCAGCAACGCUAGUCGGUCCCCAUUGUUGUGGUUACUAUGCACGUUCCACAUGCUGCAAGGGAUGGGUGUCAAACUUUAAGCAACAACAGCAGCACCGACAGCGACAACGUCGAUAACAGCAACAAUAUCAACAACAGCAACAGCAACUUGUUCAGCGACAAUACGCGCAAAAACAGCGCGAACCAUCAUUUCAGCAGUCAAGCCAAGAAUAACAACGAUUGUUGUUGUAAAAAUAGCAGCACAAACGACAUUAAUAAGCGCUGCAACACGACGAGUGACGGCUGCAAUACACAACAUCCGGCGGGCAUACUGCGCCACAGCUGCCACAUACACAAUCGGCCGCGAAGCGACAAUCACCCGCACUUUGCGAUUGAUAACCUAGAAAAGCAUCGAUUUUUCGACGUUGACGUCGACGUCGACGCUGUGCACAGUAACGGCAUUUGACGCACGCGACAAGUAAUAGACAGCUGCCAGAGCCGGGAUAGUGGAGCCAGUAGUAGCGGCGAAGGACGCGUGCCGUUAAAGAAGUGUCGACUACAACAACAGCAACAACAAAAUUUUGUAGUAUCAGAUACGUUAAAGUCGUCACCACUCGUAACACCCAUAUCGCCCGUGAACCUCUCGUCCUGUUUCUCCUCCACUUCCCAUAGUUCCUCUUCGACGUCCUGCAGCCAAUGCACCAUCGUCUUUAAGGCAUUGCCACCUCCGCCGUUGUCAGCAUCGACACAUUCCGUAGCAUUCGCACGUACUUCGUCGCCCCCGCCAGUGCCACCACUUCGUUCAUCGUCGUUGUCGCAGUGUUGCACGUCACCAACGCAGUGGCAUUCAUAUCCGCACAAUUUCUCACUGACGCUGGCGGUAUCGCCAGUCGCAAGUCAUGUUAGCUGCAACAGCAGUUGCCCAAGGCUCUCAACGACUACAACCGGAACGGCAAAGGCGUCCACGCACACGCGGGCGCCGUCGUUACAAUACACCAAGCAAGCGAGCAUCAAUCGAACUUGCAGAUUCUGCGACAAUCCCGACGAUUACGACGACGACCAAGACGCAGAAGUUGGCAGUCCGAAUAGUGGCAUAAUGGUUUUAAGUACAGAAUGGUCUCAGGUGGAAGUAAUCGAUUUGGUUAAUGAUGGCAAUGGCUUGGGCUUUAUAUUGGUCGGUGGACGCAGCACUGGUGUUGUAAUAAAGGCAUUGACGCCGGGCGGCAUUGCGGAACGUGAUGGUCGUUUGCAAUGUGGUGAUCAUUUGUUGCAAAUUGGCGAUGUGAACUUGCGUGGCUUCAGUUCCGAGCAAGUGGCAACGGUUCUUCGUCAGACUGGAGCUCAGGUUCGACUGAUUGUUGCGAGGCCGGUGGAGCCGACAGCCAUCGAUUUACAAACGUUGGCCAGUCAUGCGCCAAUUAUUCCAACUAAGCUCCUCUCCGACCCAGAAGAACUGUCACGGCAUCUCUUUCAAAACCCCAGCUUUGCUACUAGUGCUACAGGCGUUGGAGUUGGCAGCGGCAGCGGCAUGGGCGGCAGCUGCUUCCUGCCAACGCCGGACACUGAACUAGCCGAUUUGCCACUGCCACCCAUACCAACUGAUUUGCCAUUAUCUGCAUCCGCAGCGUCGCGCGCAUGUCCCAAGGACUUGGACAUCGUACCAUUCUCGAUUGUAUCACCGUCACCGCCACCACUUAUGCCCCUACCAUCCCCGCCAAUCACAACAGCAACGACGCUUGGUACAUCGAGCACACUUCAUCAGCAGCAAUACGACAUCACCACCACCAACACAACCAGCACCAUCAUAAAAUACUCAAACACCACUCAGUUGGAACAAAUUGAGACUGUGAUAGCUGGCGUAGAUGCCGGCACCUCAACGAAUGCACCGGAUGCAGCGCAUAUGGACGCCGAUCGCUGCUCCACGGCUUCAUCGAAUUACAUCGAUUCACCCGAAACGGAAACAUAUGUGGUGGAAUUGCAUAAAAAUGUCUAUGGGCUGGGCAUAACCGUAGCCGGCUAUGUUUGUGAAGAGGAAGAUCUUUCGGGUAUAUUUGUGAAAAGUAUCAUUGAAGGCAGUGCCGCGGAGGUGAGUGAGCGCAUACAGAUCAACGAUCGUAUCGUUGCUGUAGAUGGUCGUUCACUGGCAGGUGUUACCAACCAUCAAGCGGUGGAGAUACUGCGCAAUACCGACAUCGAAGUCCACCUAACACUGGAGCGUUUCUUGCGUGGACGCAAGUACGAACAUUUGCAAAAUGCACUCACGGAAUUGAAAGGCGACACGCAAUCCCAGAGUUCACUGCCUGCAUCACCUUCGAUUGCAACACUUUCGUGGCUACCACCACGUUCCGAUGCCGAUUCUGUGGCCACUGAAGGUGGUAUUGUUAUGCUGGAGUUCUCCGAUUUCCCAUCGCGCGAAACCGUUGACUCUAACAUGUCAUACAUGCUCGAUCGCAGCGAUCAUAGCGGCAUUAGCAAUGCCAAAAGGCAAAAGACGCCAACAACGCCGACGGCUAAACACAUAGCCAACGGCAAAGCAACGCAUAUCAAUGGAAGCAAUGACGAUGACAGUGACGAUCACGACUCAGCAACGCUGGUGGCACAAACACAGUCACAGUCCACAGAAUGGCAGGCGCCACCGUUAAAGCAGCUGAAUGAUGGGCGUAAGAAAUCGUUAAGUUCAGUGGCAGCAACAACUACCACGGUAUCGGCAACAAAACUGGCGGUGACGGUGACAACAACAUUAACAGUGCCUGCGGUGCCAGCCACCACAACGACAACGGCCACGGCAACAACGUUAGCCACCAAGCCCGCCGCCGCUUCAACCUUAGCCCCGCCCAAUGUGGAGACGCUGAAGCUGACCUGGAAAAGUGAGUUUCCUGAAAGUGAAAUUAUUGUAGCCGAAAUAAAUAAACUUUCAGGUCUAGGGAUCAGCCUGGAGGGCACCGUGGAUGUCGAAUGCGGCAUUGAAAAGCGUCCACAUCAUUACAUACGCUCUAUACUGGAAGAUGGGCCUGUGGGGCGACAAGGCAUACUCAAACCGGGUGACGAGCUACUGCAAGUGAACGAAUAUAAAUUGCAAGGCCUUAAACACACUGAAGUAGUUAAGAUACUCAAAGAACUGCCAACACACGUGAAGCUGGUAUGUGCGCGUGGUCCCACCGCACCAUCCGUAAUAAACACGUCACAAAAUCCGGAGGCUUUCGAAACGCGCUCCCUACUACCGGGUGGUCAUCAGAGUCUGCAAAAUCUGCUGACCAAAGCACAGUCAGAGAGUUCUCUAUACACAUCGAGCACUGCCACGCUGACCGACCAGCAACGUUCCAAAUCGUUGGAGAACGUUUCGGGUUUGGCACUUUGGAGCAGCGACGUCACUACCAUCGAAAUCGAAAAAACCGAACAAGGUUUCGGUUUCUCCAUACUUGACUAUCAAGACCCAAUGGAUGCCGAGGGUACUGUGAUUGUGAUACGUGGUCUUAUACGCGGCGGCGCAGCAGAGGCGACCAAUGAGAUAUUUCCCGGCGAUCGAUUGGUCAGCGUCGGCGAACACACACUGCACGGACUCGAUUUGGACGAGGCGGUGGCGAUACUCAAAGGCAUGCCAGUGGGGAAGACCAAACUGGGCAUUUGCAGGCCACUCUCAACAUCGGACAGCAAUAUAGCGUCACCAGCGGAGGAGGCCGACUCGCCGAGCACAUAGUUUUUAAGGAACUUUUACUAUUUCAUCGCAUUUUCGCAAAUUUAAGUCACGACGCCACCAUGCGCCCGGAUGAGUUCACUUCACCACGCGAUUAUACCGAGAAUGCAAGCAUCUCACAUUCAAAUGGCAAUGGAGCCGACUGCGAAGCGGUUCGUGGCAGUGUGCGGAGGGUAGUGCAGUGGGAUGUGGUUGGAGGUGGCAACUUUGGUGGUUGCUGCCGCCGCUGCUGCCGACGAACGAAGCGAAGCGAAUCUCUAAAGUGCUGUAAAUAUUUUGUUAGCCCAAGAAAUUACUUAACAAAAUUAGUCUGUAUGUAUUUGUAAGGAUUAGUGAUAAGUAAUUAGUUGUUAGCGAACAAAAGUUAUAAAAAUUCUAACAAAUAUGCUAUACUAGGUUCGCAACUGUCUAAAAAAAUCAGCACAGUUAGCAUCAAAGACAAUGAACUCAAUCAAAACAUUGCGCACCCUACCGAAAUGAAUAUGUUUCCAUACAUUUAUAAAAAAAAUUCUGAAUUGUUACCCCAUUAACCUAUCUACCUUUAUUAUUUCAAUCAGUGCCCCUAAUUUCUAACCUAAACGCCUAACUCAUUUAAAUAAGUUUCUUUUAUAGUUUCAAAUAAAUAAAUAUUGAAUGUAUUAUUUUUAAUUAGAACUAAAAUUCUUCUUGUGCUCCCCAACUCAGAGGGAAUAUUUUUCAAUGCAAACCGAAAGCAUUCACAGCUAGAAACUGUACAUCCAUUCGAACAGUUUAUCCUAUACAGCCAAACUAUCGGAGAACCUGUCACUUAGUCCGGAUAUUGUCGUUUUCCCUUAUAUGGUAUUAUAAGGAGCAUCAUUAAGAACUGUACAUUUCGUAUGUGGGUUUCUAAGAUUAUUUCGAAACAAACGAAAUUGUUUCCUAUUUCAAACCCAAUUCAGGCUUACUCAUUCACAUUCGAAGAUUUAAAAUCUCAAGAUCUGAAGCCUGUUUAGUUCUCCAGCGGAUAUUACUGUCUUCAGCGUGUCACAAUUGAACCCAGGUUUAAUGUCAUAUCGGUCAGAUGGAUCUUACCCUAAUCUAGCUGAACUCAUUGUGAUAGGUAAUAUCGGACAAAUAUCUGCUAUCAAGUACUAAAGCCACAAAAAAGUGCCAACCAGUUCGCUGAGGAUGGGUCUUAACCGAACGCACAAUACGCUCGCUUAACCUUGGCAGUCAUAUUCAAAAGGCCGAUUCCGCGAUAGUUAGCACAGUUUGUUGGAUCAUCCUUUGCUUGGGCAGUUGGAUCGUCAACCGAGAAGAGACACAUAAAGUUUAAUAAUAAAAUUAUAAAAAAUUACAAGGUUGUUAAGCACAUAGAAAUUAGAUUUAAGUUUAGCUCUAGGUUUCUGUUUCAUAAUUGUUUCGAUAUUUUAAUGAUUAUAGGAGACUUUGUAAUAGAAAAAUUUAAAUAUGGAAACUCUGUUUACGCUUAAAACAUUACUCAUACUUUUUGAUUUAUAUUUCACAUUUUCCUGAGUAACCAUACUAAUUCUGGAACCAUGAAGACCAUUUGUAAAUAAAAUAAUUUUUCUCUAUUUAUUUGAGAAUGAUUUCACUACCGUGGUUAUUAUUAAAAAAGAUUCCUUUAUAUUUCUCCUCAACAUAAUAGUACUCUCACACCCUCUAAAUCAUAGUCCUCAGUUCCUUGUAGUAUAAACUCGAAUUUAAAAUAAUAUUUUCUACUUUGUUUUCACAUUUACCCAUAUAGAGGAACCAUCAAUUGAUUCCAAAAGUUAUUCCAAGCCAUUACACUUAGACUAUUAGAGAAACUAUCUUUAGCUAAUGGUAGAAAACCAGUAUCUUAGUACCGUACCGCUUUAAAAUCUCCUUAGACAACCUCAAGACUUCUUUAAUAUGAAUUUAGAGAACCAUUAUCUUAUUAGAAACUGGCGAAUCAUUUUCCUCCUCCACAGCUCGAAUUUCAGCUAUAUAUUUUCAUCGUCUGGCUCUUUUUCGGCUUCCCAAAUUUCAAAUGAUCUAGAGUGAUUUAAGAAUACUUCUACAUACAUAUGUUUGGAUGAAUGCAUAUCAAAUCAAGGGGUUGCAGGACUAAUAGGGUAUAUCUUACACAUAACUGUAAAUAGUUGUUGUUGAAAUUUAUAAAUUACUAUAAUUAUUUACAUUGCUAUUUUCAUCAUCCGAUAAUAAACGAAAUUCAAUACUAAAUUUAGAAACAAUUUUCUAGCCACAUUAUAUACAUACAUACAUACUUGUGUACAUUAUAGUCUAACUAAUUGCAUUGCCUUGUAGAUAACAAGUGUGUAAAACUAUUCGAUUGUAAUAUAAACAAAAUUAAUCAAGCUAUACCAACUAUUAAUUAAUAAAAAGUUUAGGUAAAUAUUUAAACAUAUAUAUGUAUAUGUAAAUGAUUAGGUGCUUUCAACGAGGAGGAAGCGCCGCUGAUUUGCAUAUUUAAAGCAAAUAGUUUGAAUUGAAGCGGAAAUGCGUAGCAUAAUUGAAACAUGAUUACAUAAAAUCAAUGCAAUACUUUAUAGUAAACUUACUCGUACAUACUCGUAGUUAAAUAAAUGGAAAAUGGGGAGCACAAACAGAACACACGUGUGAACGGCACAAGCAAAUACAACUUAUGAUUAACUGUUAAAUACGUACAUAAGCGAACACACUCGUAUGUAGACAAGAAGAAUAGCGUAUGAUUAAGAACAUGUCGAAAAGCUCGCUUCACGAAAAAAAAAAUAAAAUUUAAUAAAAACAAAAAAGAAAAAAAUAAAUUGAAAGAAAACACCGCUAAAUCACUUUGCAUGCAACAUAAAUACACACAAACUUGAAUUAACACAUUUCUCCAAUAAUUCCUACUAGAAACAUAUUAAAGUAAUUCAAUCUGGUGGCAACGUAUGAAGCAAAAGCGGUAGCUCUAACUGUAAAAAAACACUGUUUAAGAUGACAAAUGAAAGUAACAAAUCUAUGAAAGAAACACAACUGAGUUGCAAGAGAAGCUUACUAGUGAUACUAAUUUUAAAUAUGUCUAAAAUUUAUUAAAGAAAAACUAAUUUAUAAAAAAUAUAGUUAAAUAAUGCGAAAACAACAACAAAAACACUUGUAUAAUAUGGAUUGAUAAUUAAUUGAAAUGCGUUUUUCAGCGCUCUUCAAACAUACAUAUACACAACAUCUGCAUAAUCACAAACACACUCACGCACACAUACUCUCAUUAAAAACUCACACACAAUCACAUAUUCACACACGCGUACAUACCAAAUAGCUUACUACAGUUAGCCUAUGAAUGAACUAAUUCAAAUAAAUAGUGAUUGGUAAAAUGAAAAUUAAA